Molecule: messenger RNA, 2370 nt
Organism: Passer montanus (Eurasian tree sparrow)
Lineage: Eukaryota; Metazoa; Chordata; Aves; Passeriformes; Passeridae
Gene: ENSA
Product: endosulfine alpha
Exons: 4
Coding region: 148-807 (219 amino acids)
Cellular component (GO): cytoplasm
Molecular function (GO): protein phosphatase inhibitor activity
Source: RefSeq, a predicted model, not a curated record
GAUGUCAUUGCGGCCGCUUCUCUGCGUUCAUUGGCCGGAGCUGCUGUCCGUCACGCAGCUGAGGCGGUGGAGGCGGUGGCGGCCAUUUUGGAGCAGGGCGCGGGGCCGGACGCAGCGGAGGGAGCGCGGAGCUCCCCCCUCGCCGCCAUGGCAGCCCCGCUCGGCACCGGCGCCCUCACGGAGGAGACCGGGCAGGAGAAACAGGACUCCCAGGAGAAGGACAAGGCCAUUUCCCCCGAGAGGGCAGAGGAGGCCAAGCUCAAGGCCAAAUACCCCAACCUGGGCCAGAAGCCUGGGGGCUCAGAUUUCCUCAUGAAGAGGCUGCAGAAAGGGCAAAAAUACUUUGAUUCUGGUGACUACAACAUGGCCAAGGCCAAGAUGAAGAACAAGCAGCUGCCGAGUGCGGGGCCUGACAAGAACCUGGUGACAGGAGACCACAUCCCCACGCCCCAGGACCUGCCCCAGAGGAAAUCCUCGCUGGUCACCAGCAAGCUGGCAGGAGUGAGCCCAGAUCUGGAAAUUGUGAUCUCAGACCUGGAAGUUGUGAUCCCAAAUCUCACAGGUGUGAUCCCAGGUCUGCAAAGAGUCAUCCCAGAUCUGGAAAGUGGGAUCCCAGAUCUGGCAGGUGUGAUCCCAGGUAUGGAAAGAGUGAUCCCAGAUUUGGAAAGUGUGGUUCCUGAUCUCACACGUGUGAUCCCAGAUCUGGAAAUUGUGAUCCCAGAUUUGGAAAUUGUGACCCCAGCUCUCACAGGUGUGACCCCAGCUCUGCAGGCAUGGUCAGGUGUGUGCUUUAGAGCUUCAAAGUGAAGAAAUUGGCCAAGAUGAUAAAAAUUCCAGGGGCUGAGCUGUUUCUGGGCUGAGCUGGCUGGGAUGUGUCCCUGGCUCAGCUCCCAGGGGACAGCAUGUCCAGAGGGGUGGGACAGGGCUGGGCAGUGUCUGAAACACCUUUGGGUGCUUUGUGGGUAGAGCCCCACCUCAGCUGGAGGAGCUGGGCUGAGCUUGGCCAGAGGGACAGAACCAGAGGGGUUUGACUGAAUUUGGCCAGAGGGACAAAACCAGAAGGAUUUGGCUGAGCUUGAUCAGAGGGAUAAAACCAGAGGGGCCUGACUGAAUUUGACCAGAGGGACAAAAUGAGAAGGGCUUAAUUGAGCUUGGCCAGAGGGAAAAAACCAGAGGGGUUUGGCUGGAUUUGGCCAGAGGGUCUUGUCUGAAUUUGGUUAGAGGGAUAAAACCAAGAGGGACAAAACCAGAGGGGCCUGACUGAGCUUGGCCAGAGGGAUGCAGCCAGAAGGGCUUGGCUGAAUUUGGCCAGAGGGGUUUGGCUGAAUUUGGCCAGAGGGACAAAAACAGAGGGAUAAAACCAGAAGGGCUUGGCUGAAUUUGGCCAGAGGGGUUUGGCUGAAUUUGGCCAGGGUGGCUCAGCUGCCCCAAGGCCUUGGGGCAGUUUCUCUGUCCCUGGUCCCUUGUGGCCAGGGGGGCACAGCUGGAGCUGAGUGCAGCAGCAGCAGCAGCAGGAGGAGCUCAGGACUCUGCAGAGCCCUGCCCAGGCAGCCCAGGGAGGGAUUUGUGCUGCUGGCACUGGUUGUGGAGGGAGGGAGAGAGGCAGGACUGGCAGGAACCACCCAGAAAGGGAGAAAAAGCACCAGAAACAAGGUGGAGUUUGAAGGGUGUUGAGGCAAAGCUGUGCUUUGAAAGUGUUGGACAUCUCAAGCUUGGAUUUCUUUCUUUUUCUCCUAUUUUUUCCCCUUUUUGUUUUUGUUUUGUCUCAAACCUGGGGAAAAAAAUAACAAAACCCCAAAUUAACACCAACAUCACAACAAAUCCCCAAACCUUAGAACCUGCAGAGCCAGGGCUGGGGGUGGCACUGUCCCCUCCUGGCUGCCACUUUUCCAUGCAGGGACAAACGUGGGCACAGCUGUGCCCCAAAACCUGCCCCAGUUCAGCCCCAAGAACCAGAGGAAGGGAGGCAGGAGUGAGGAUGCCCAGGCUGGGUUUUCCUCCUGUGUGUUCCUGCUCACCUGGGCGUUCCCUGGGAACCUUUGUGUGUCACUUGUGUCACCUGUGUCACUUCCCUGGCUUGCCAGGAGUGUUUACCCAGGGUGUGCUGGAAUGUGUGUCUGCCUUCAGGUGCUUCCUGCAUGAAACAGCCCUGGGCUGCUCCUGGCCACUCUGGGGAGGGGGCAAGGAGUGUGGAGGCUUUGGGAGCUGUCCUUGUCCCCACAGGGUCCUGCUGUGGCCCCCAGCCCCUGUGUGACCUGGCUGGGGCAGUGGCUGCACACCCUCCUUGGAUGUCCUGCUGUCUGUCCCAGCCAUCUUGUAAAUAGAUAACAAAUAUAUAUAUAUAAAAUAAAUAUAUAUAUAAUUUUUUUA